GAUGGAGGGCAGGAAGUAAACAUGGAGAAUACGUCUAUAGAGGAAACCGUUGCAGAAAGUCAGUAUUGUACGGAUUUAGAUCCAGUUUCAAGAUAUAGAUACAAGGAGUUAAUUAACAGAUAUGUUGGACGUGACCCGUACCUCAUGAAGAUGAGUGAGUUUUCAGUAGAACUGAAAGAUUUACCGACAGUUGAGGCUGUUGACAUCACCAACUAUCUGGUCCUUCAGACAUCGUACUACACCAGACAGCAAAUGAAGGCCUACAAAAGUAUGGAGGCAUACAACUUUUUUGUCAACGGAUGGGUCCACAACCUCGGUGUCAAACGGCUCCACGAUGAUCAUCGUUUGGUCUUCGCCAGAGUAAACCACUCUCAGAGGUCAAGCGAAACACCUCUGAAGACCUGGAUUAUUGCGAAGGAGGUUGGAGAAGUCAUUGCAGCUCAUUGCAAUUGCAUGGCAGGACUAUCAGAAUCGUGUUCUCAUGUAGGGGCAGUUCUUUUUUCCAUUGAAGUUGGGGUAAAGAUGCGAGAUUCCGCUUCCUGCACAACAGAGCAGUGCAAGUGGCUGAUGCCAUCACAUGUAAAAAAGAUUCCUGCUGCUCCAGUAGCUCUGAUUGACUUCUCCUCAGCAAAAGCAAAAAAAAUAAAGCUUGACCGUUCCAUUGAUGGCAGGACAACUGACAACAAGUUAUGGAUGCAAACAUGAAGCACAAGCAAGAGGAGCAUAUGAGAAGCUGAUGGUUCGGGAGCAUGCAGGCUUCUCCUGUAUGGACAGUGGUCUCUGGCUGAACCCCAAGUGGCCAUACAUGGGGUCCUCCCCUGAUGGGA
Molecule: messenger RNA, 827 nt
Organism: Carassius auratus (goldfish)
Lineage: Eukaryota; Metazoa; Chordata; Actinopteri; Cypriniformes; Cyprinidae
Exons: 6
Coding region: 22-705 (227 amino acids)
Source: RefSeq, a predicted model, not a curated record